Messenger RNA from Entrophospora candida, 813 nucleotides. The record is from the annotation of a GenBank genome assembly. Lineage: Eukaryota; Fungi; Glomeromycota; Glomeromycetes; Entrophosporales; Entrophosporaceae.
AUGAUUAAAAAUAAAUUCGAAAAAUUAAUGCCUUUAGCCCUUCGGGGUAAUAAAAAAUUCAUACUCAUACUUAUAGGAGUUUUAACCGUGCUAGCUCAGCUAAUGACCAUAGCACCGAAAAUAAUAAUAAUAGUUGAUAAAGCCGUAUUUACAGGCCGUCAACGUUUGAGGGUAUUGACUAAUGCCACCCCAGAGGGCUCUACGGCACUUUCUCAAUUAGAUGAAUAUAAAAAACGGUUUUCUAUCCGUGAGGCUCAAUUAGACCAAAAGGAGCAAGAUAUCGAAAAUGUUAUUUCCACACGGUUAAAUGAUGAGUAUAAUCGGCUCAGGGCUGAAUAUGACCAUCGUUCAUCCGAGUAUGAUACAACAGUAUAUGCAUUAAAACAAAAAUUAGAGGAAAAAUAUCUAACCCAAUUAACCGCAAUGGAAAAGACUUUGAUAGAUAAGGAUCAGGCCCAUGAACAGGUUUUACGUAGUAAAAAUUCGAAAAUAGCUGAUUUGUCCGCUUUGCUAAAGGAUAUCAAGAAGUCUCUUAAUGCCCUAAAAAAAGAGCGCACUUCGACCUUAUCGGCUUUACAAAAAUUAGAGGCUAAAAAUCGGGAAUUGCUUGAGGUCAUAGACGCUAAGGACCAAAAAAUAACCAAUCUCAAUGACCGCAUUAUAUCCUACAACCCUCGGGGAUGUGGUGAUGGUGCUGUCGAGCCCGAAUCUUUUUAUACUACUAUAGAUAGAGAUUUAUGGGUGAAAAGACGCAAUGAUGCCAAAUAUGACCUUGAAAUUCGGAAGAAAUUUGCAUUCAGAUUUAGGCCAUAG